CUGCCUCAACAACUUCAGAUUUGAGAAUUCAUUCGUGUCAGUAACAUUUCGAGAGCGAUAAUUCUAACAGUCUCUGAAUCUUUUGUUGAUCAAAGUCAAGAGUAGUGAAUACUUGUUGAAAAUGUCUCUUCUACCGUAUAUUUUGGAUGCCUACACCAGACCAUCCCGUCUUUUGGACCAACAUUUUGGCCUAUCUUUGGAUGCCGACGACCUCUUGAGCCCAAUCACCGAUCCUAGUAUGCUUGCUGCUUAUCUGAAGGCUCAUCCAACUGUUGGUUACAUUCGCCCAUGGAGAACAUCGAUGUCGCAGAGAGAUGUCGGCUCAACAAUUUCCAUCGACAAAGAUAGGUUUCAAGCCAAUUUGGAUGUGCAGCAAUUCAAACCUGAAGAAAUUACUGUGAAGGCGACUGGAAACAAUACCAUCACGAUUGAAGGAAAGCAUGAAGAGAAAGAAGACGAUCACGGUUUCAUCUCCAGGCAUUUUGUAAGAAAAUAUGUCAUUCCUAAAGACUGCGACUAUAACAAAGUCGAGUCCAAGUUAUCUUCGGAUGGUGUACUAACCAUCACAGCACCGAGAAUCAACGUUGACAAGAGCAUCGAUCACAAAACCAUUCCAAUCAUGAAGACUGGUCAGCCUGCCAAGGUAGAACAGAAGAAGCCGGAGAAGGAAGAAAAGAAAGAAAUAAAAUAAAUUGAAGUAUUUUUUCUCGAUAUUUCUAUGUAUUUUGUAUGUUAAGUUGUUGAAGUAUUCUUCUAGAUUUUCAUCUAGCUUUUGUAAGACUGUUUUACAUUCCUAUACUUUUUUUGUUUCAAUAAAUGAAUUCUUAAGUAGGUA
Molecule: messenger RNA, 835 nt
Organism: Coccinella septempunctata (seven-spotted ladybird)
Lineage: Eukaryota; Metazoa; Arthropoda; Insecta; Coleoptera; Coccinellidae
Product: protein lethal(2)essential for life-like
Exons: 1
Coding region: 122-691 (189 amino acids)
Biological process (GO): response to heat; protein refolding
Molecular function (GO): protein folding chaperone
Source: RefSeq, a predicted model, not a curated record